GAAGAAAAGCUCGUUCAGCUCCAAGAAUGGCCUCGGAACGGGCAUCGCCGUCUACUUUCUCUCAGCGUCAGUGAAUUGUCGUAUCGUAUCAGUACAGUAACUGGGUGGGUGUCUUCAAUUCCUUCGGUCCGUUUCCCUUAACUUCGGCUUCUGCUUCACUUCUCUCUCUGUAGUCCAAGCAUCCGACUGCCACAGCCCCCAUCUUGAUCUUCCUUCAACUCCGGCAAACUUUGCAAUUCGGCGGCUACCCUCAAUUUCUCCUUCUGCCAGCUUCCUGGUAACCGAAAUGGAUAAAGCAUGUGAUGGUUCCAGCAAAUGGGCAGAAGAUAUUUAUUGGACCCAUUUUCAGUUCACCCACUUCUAUCAAAUUCUUGCCGGUGGUUGUGAGCAGCAACUUGUAAUUCCAAACAAAUUUGCAAACAAUUUAAAAAAGAAACUUCCGUCAACCGUGACUCUUAAAGGUCCUAGUGGUGCUACAUGGGAUGUGGGAUUGACUUCCAAUGAUAAUAAAUUGUAUUUCAAACAUGGCUGGCAAGACUUUGUGAAGGCUCAUUCUUUGGAGCAGAAUGAUCUUUUGAUUUUUAGGUACAAUGGAGGGUCCCAGUUUGAUGUUUUAGUAUUCGAUUGGAAGAGCUUUUGUGAGAAGGAAGCAUCAUAUUUUGUAAAAAUUUGCGAGCAUAAAAAAGGCGAUGACGGAUACCAGGCUAAGAGGAAGCUUAGAGAACCCUCUUUGGAUGACUUUGAUGCUGAUACUAACAAUGGUGCUGAAUGUGCUUCCUCUGAAAAUAUUAUACAUGAUGACAGUAUGGAACGUAUGAUACAGGACGUUGUUUCCAAAGCUACAAAUCUGAAUGGUCAACCAGAGGUUUGUUCGGCUGAGCCUAUACAAACAAUGCGGACUAGAAGAAAGAAAGAAACUCCAAAUAAUGCAACAAUUCUGACUCCCCCUCCUAUUCAGAUCUCAGAUUCUGAUGUGGCAGCUACUCCUAUUAAGAAAAUCGGGUCAUAUGCUGAGCAUUACGUAUCCAAUCGAAGGGCUAUAACAGAAGAUGACAAGAUCAAUGCCCUGAAGUUGGCAGAAGCAGCAUCAAGUGAUGGUAGUUUCAAAGUUGUUAUGCGACCUUCACACGUGUACAGGAGAUUCUUUCUGUUUAUCCCCACUCAGUGGGUUACAAAAAAUCUCUCCCUACGCAACCAAGAUGUAAUACUCCGUUUUGGAAAUGAUGAAUGGCCAACCAAAUUCAACUUUACCCAGAGUCGUCAAUGUGGUGGUCUUACAAGUGGAUGGAAACAUUUUGCUAUUGAUAACAAUUUAGAAGAGUAUGACGUAUGUGUCUUCGAGCCUGUCGUUAAAACAAGUGGGCCUGUGGUCCUGGAGGUCAAAAUCUUCCGUGUUGUCGAAGAUGCUAUCCCUCUCACUCGUGUGUCAUCAUCAAAGAGCAACCGGAAGCUAAUCAAAGCCACCUGAAGCAUGACUUGGCAAGUUCCUGAAAUGUUUAGUACCUAAUGUUAAGACCCAUGAAUUACUGUCUGUAUAAUAUUGUAGCUAAUAACUCUGCUUUAACAUACACACCAGUUUGUUACUGGGACCUGUUGGUCGCUAAUGUUUGUUUGAUCCCAUGCCCAUUCUGCCAUCUGUUAUAUCUAUCAGUAGAGUAAUCCAACUUUGUGCUUAGGAGUUACCAGCUUCAAUCACAGUUCUAUAACUUUUGAUGUGAAACAA
This is a messenger RNA of Momordica charantia (bitter melon), 1723 nucleotides long. RefSeq names its product AP2/B3-like transcriptional factor family protein. Gene Ontology annotation, molecular function: DNA binding. Lineage: Eukaryota; Viridiplantae; Streptophyta; Magnoliopsida; Cucurbitales; Cucurbitaceae. The record is from RefSeq and is a predicted model, not a curated record.